GCCUGCCAACUAUUCAUGACAAGUAGCCAGCAUCCUGUAUAUAAAUAUCGGUGCCUAAAUGCCUGGAGAGAACACAGAGCAAUGUAGCAGCAAGUCUUAACUAGCAGUGGAAUAAAUGGGUGUUCUUCUAUUCUUCGUACCACUUCUGGUUGCUGUGGCCGGCGGAGGUCAGUGCGCAGCUUCGACGACAGGAGCCAAAGGAACCACCGUGUUGUACUACGCCUCUACGUCAGAGCUGAAUGCAUACUGGCAGUCGGUGCUUCCUAACAGGCCCAUACCAUUAGACAUUCUCGCUCACUUUAGUGCACCUUCCGGAAACGAGAGGAAAGAUCACGAAAAGGAACACUACUGGUCCAUAUAUUCAGAUCAGCUUACUAACAGGGAUGCAACGAUCUUCCAUAACUGGGCACACAGGGUAGCUUCAGAGAAGCUGUUGUACCCAGAGAGCGCCUUCACUACAGGGUCCAACAUCAACCUCUACAUUGACCGGGCGGCCGCCUUGCACAACGCUUUCCUUCAUCGUGAUGUCGCCGAUUCAAUCCCGAUGUCCACGGAGAACUUCACUGACAUCGCCACCAUGUCAUCGCCGGUGUCCGUCUCCAUGGCCCGCGAUGUGUGGUCCACGCUAAGCUCAUGUGAGCACCGCCGCGAGGUGGUGGGUGAGCAGAAGGCCUGUGCUACAUCCGUGGAGUCCAUGCACAAGUUCGCGGUGUCGGCACUCGGGACAAGCGGCCUCCACGCCUUCUCCACAUCCCUCGAUGUGCCAGAGGAGGGCAUCGGCUCGCCGUCUCACAUUUACAAGGUGGCGGCGGUCCGUGCAGUAACCGCCCAUGGAGCUAAUAAGGAAGCGUCCAACACCGUGACGUGCCACAGCAUGAGCUUUCCAUUCGCUUUGUUCUAUUGCCAUGCUGUCAACCCAACAAGGACCUACGAGGUCACGUUGCAGAAGGAUGAGGACGGUCUUGUCCCUGCUAUGCCGAGAAUGCCGACGGUGGUCCGGGCAUUGGCGGUAUGCCACGUGAACACUUCGGGCUUUGACCCCACAUUGAACUACUGGGUGAAGCUUGGUCUCAAGCCAGGGGAAGCCUCAGUGUGUCACUUCCUUACCAGGGGCGAUGUUCUUUGGACACCUGCCUAGUAGCUUGAGUAGUGGUAUGCUCGAUAUGAGCCUUGUUGUAUGUAGAAAAUAAUGAAGACGAGGCCGAAAGCACCCUUCUUGUA
Panicum hallii is the source of this 1221-nucleotide messenger RNA. Its product is annotated as BURP domain-containing protein 10-like. The record is from RefSeq and is a predicted model, not a curated record. The transcript has 3 exons. Bases 116 to 1138 code for a protein of 340 amino acids. NCBI's taxonomy places the organism in Eukaryota, Viridiplantae, Streptophyta, Magnoliopsida, Poales, Poaceae.